This is a messenger RNA of Biomphalaria glabrata, 2170 nucleotides long. RefSeq names its product acetylcholine receptor subunit alpha-like. The coding region runs from base 508 to 1920 and encodes 470 amino acids. Lineage: Eukaryota; Metazoa; Mollusca; Gastropoda; Planorbidae. Gene Ontology annotation, biological process: monoatomic ion transmembrane transport. Gene Ontology annotation, molecular function: extracellular ligand-gated monoatomic ion channel activity; transmembrane signaling receptor activity. Gene Ontology annotation, cellular component: membrane. The record is from RefSeq and is a predicted model, not a curated record. The transcript is spliced from 8 exons.
CUGCGUUCUUUUUUAUUUAUAUACAUUGAAUAACAACAACCCUGUUCAAUACAUUCUAGGAGGUAUUAACGAUUUAGCCUCUCAGCAUAUAGCUCGUCGAAACAGAGGAGAUCGACUUGAAUACGGAUAAAAGAAAUCCGAUCGCUCCAUACAAAAGAGUUUAACCCAAUUAAUUAGCUCGGAUAAUGCAUUCUUUGUGACUCGUGAUCUCAGACCGGGACAAAGUCUUCCAAGCUCCAUGACCCCUUGAAAUCACAGGCGUGUAAACUGUAACAUCAUGUGAAGUCCAGAAAGUAUUAACUUUAUUUUUACAAAUAUCCGCCCGGAACCAGUUAGCGAAAAUCGAUGAAGACAAUAAGAAGUCUACAGAUCAAGAUCACAUGCUUGGACGUUCGGAUCACGAGGAUCAGGGAUUAUCCUCGAGGAUUUUUAUUCUCAACUUAUUGGCAUUCACUGAGCCAUGCUGAGACACAGUAGUGACGAUCUAGAUCUUGUAGCUGACUGCAAAUGAAAGAGAAAGGUUGCCUCUCUGUGGCUACUACACUGAGUCUCCUGGUCGGAGUAUUGGUUGCCCAGACCUACAACAGCACAGUGGCUAUCAUGAAGGAGCUGGUCGAGAGCGGGGAGUACCACACGGAAGUACGGCCGCUCAAAGACCAGGCUCAGGUCAUGCGUGUCACGGCGGAAUUUGAAAUUGUUUCUAUUGUGCGGAUAGAUGACGUCACGCAGAGCUUCACGGCCAACGGAUUUUUGCUGUUGAACUGGACAGAUGAGCUUCUGACCUGGGAUCCAGACAAGUACAGUAACCAAACAUUGAUACAUCCAGUCCCAGAAAAUAUCUGGAGACCUAGAGUUGUGCUGAUGAAUACUUUGGAAGACAGAGAUCUCUUUGAAAACGACGUGGCGCCAGUAUUCAUAAAUAACAAAGGCUAUGUCAGCUGGGUGCCUGGAAGCUUGAUCCCGUCCUCGUGUGAGCUACACAUGGCAGACUAUCCCUUUGAUAAGCAGACGUGCACUAUCACUUUUUUGGCUAUGAAGUACACAACUUCUGAGCUGGUCUUCGUGCCAGGCUCAGUGAAAGUCAAACAAGACUUCUUCAUCAAGCACGGCGAAUGGGACUUGACCGACACCAGCUUGAACGUCACUGAUCGGCUGUCUGGCUACUGGAAAGGUUCUGCCAUUCAGUUGACAUUUACAAUGAAAAGAAGACCAGCGUUUCUGUUAAUCAACAUUGUGCUUCCGGUUGUCUUUCUUUCAUUUCUCAACCUUUUGGUGUUCCUUAUUCCAGCCAAAUCAGGGGAGAAAAUUAGUUAUGGUAUAACUGUGCUGCUGGCUUUGUCAGUCUUUAUCAGCAUUGUGAGUGGUAUGCUGCCAAGAUCGGGCACUGAGAUUCCCAAACUGACCAUCUACCUCUUCUUGCUUCUCAUUAUCUCCAUGCUGACAGUCAUCGACAGUAUCAUCAUUGUUUACUUAGCUCAUAAAGACGAGGAGAAGACAUCCUACUUGAAAGCCAAAGAAAACUUUAAAAGUCUUUUUUCUAAAACAAGAAGAAUGACCCAAACCGUCACCACCAUGAUGAACAAGGCACAUCAAGAGGAUUGUGGUCAGGAUGAGGUCAAAGAGCCAAGAAGAAUGACUCCAAGUAUUUUGGACAUACUGAAAAGAGUACCCCAGGUGGACUGCAUUCAAGAUGAGCUUCAAGAAUCACAAGUUGCUGAUUCUCCUCAUCCCAGAAGUGCGUCGUCAGUAAACUCUAAAGAUGAAGCCAAUCAAGUGAAGGGUUCAAAAGUGACACUUACGCCACCUGGCGUCAACAACUACAGACUCAUUAGCAAACACAUUGACCGCGUCUCUUUCUUUGUGUUUUUUAUACUGUGGAUCUUCGUGACUCUUGGCUUUUUAUGUAGCAUGUCUUUCUAAUACAGUUGAUGUAUAUAUACACGUUUAACAGUUUAUAUAUAUAUAUAUAAAUAUAUAUGUAUAUUUAUGAUAUAGAAUGUAAAGAAUAUGUUGUAUAUAUAUAUUGUAAUAACUUAAGUGAGUCAACUCAACGAGGACAUAGACGUUUAUUUACACGGAGACAUGACAAACACAAAGGGCAUCUGCCUUGAGUACAGCAACUCCAUAUUGGCUCUCUACUUGGGCGGAAAUCGUUAGUCUCUUAUGUCAA